Molecule: messenger RNA, 1431 nt
Organism: Lichtheimia ornata
Lineage: Eukaryota; Fungi; Mucoromycota; Mucoromycetes; Mucorales; Lichtheimiaceae
Exons: 6
Coding region: 1-1431 (476 amino acids)
Biological process (GO): transmembrane transport
Cellular component (GO): membrane
Molecular function (GO): transmembrane transporter activity
Source: RefSeq, a predicted model, not a curated record
AUGACCCAACUCGAUAACAAAAUCGAACGAGACCUGCUACGAAAACUUGAUAGACGUCUUGUUGCAUGGGCUGCCUUGGCAUACUUUUCAAAUGUGUUGCUACGUAACAACAUGCCACACGCCUUCACCAAUGGCAUGAACACAGACCUUCAUCUAAAUUCAUCCGCCUACAAUUGGGCCAACAGCAUGUUCUUUAUCAGCUACUCCAUAUUCCAAAUACCGAGCAACGUUGUAUUCAGCCAAGUGUUACCGCAAUGGUACUUGCCAUGUGCUGUAAUAUUAUCAGGACUCCUUAGCAACCUGAUGGCGCUUAUCACUCAUCGACACAUCAUGCUAUUAUACGUCGUACGAUUUUGUCUAGGACUGGCAGAAGCUGGGUGCUAUCCAUGCAUCAUCUUUCUUAUUGGCAGCUGGUACCUCCAAAAGGAGCUUAACAUCCGAACUGGGAUGAUCGUCAUUGCGUCCAAUCUUGCGAGUGGUGUAAAUGGCUUGCUAGGAGGUGCAAUUGCAUCCAAUCUUGAAGACUUGUGGGGCAUACGUGGAUGGCAGUGGCUGUUCAUCAUCCAAGGCAUGUUUGCUAUUUGCAUCGGGAUCUCUGGAUUCUUUUGCUUGCCAAACUAUCCUCACAAUACACCCUGGAUCACACCUGAGGAACGUCAAAUUGCACUACGGCGCAAGCCGAUGAGUGUCAAAUCGCCACUAGAGGAACAAGAAAGCCUAUUGUUGGUUAGCGCCAAGACGCUCAAGCACCUAGCAACAACUCCAUACUGCUACUUGCUCACAGCCAUGUUUGCAUGCAUUGUGAUGGGUGAUACAAUCAUGCACAAUUUGACCAUUAUUUUAAAUGGCCGCGGCUAUUCAUCGGCACAUGCAAAUUUUAUGAGUGUGGGUGUGUUUAUGUUUUCUAUCUUUCCAAGUCUAGUGCUAGCACGCACAUCCGAUACACUUCGUCACAAGGGAUUGCAUGUUUUCUUGGUGUCUUGUUGGUCUGCCAUGUGGUACAUGUUCUCGGCUCUCGUAGACACACAAGUCAUUCUUUUUGGUGCCGCUUACAGUGCAACACUCAAUGCCAUCUUGAUGCCCAUCACACUCAACUGGGCGAGUCAAAUUUAUGCUUGUGAUCACGAUAUGCGCGCCAUCAUCCUACCAGUCAUUGUCACCUUUGGCAAUCUUAUCCCCUAUUUGAUUCGUCCAUUAACAUGGGAGGUCACCGAUGCGCCUGACUAUGUCAAAGGGAAGUGGUCGUGCGUUGCUGCAGGUCUUGGUGCUGCUUUGUUUUGUGUAAUCAUUGCACUCCUUCUUCGUCUCAGGAUCCUUCUCCCGCAAGAUGUUCGCCGUGAACAACAACCCUUACUUGGUAGCUCAAGUCAUGCAAGAAGGAAAAGACGCUAUCCUCGUUACACAACCGACUACAAGUCUCUUAACAUGUAA